CCGGAGCCCGUAGUCUCUUUGGAAACUUCUGUCGGGGGAAGACUAGGAAAGGACUGCAAAGCGGUGUGGGCUUCUUCCUUUCUUUUCCCCUUUUUUUCCCCUCCUUUUAGUGACCCCCUUCCUCCGUUUGCACCCUUCCCAGGAGUUCACGCAGAACCUGCGAAUUUCGGAGAGGUGUGACUGAGUGGGAGAAGAGAGGUGCUAGCGUCUGAUUUUUUUUUUUUCUCCUUCGUUUUCUUGAUUUCAACAUUUUCUCCCAACCUCUAGGCUGCAGCCAAUCCUUCUUACCUGUUCGCGGUAGCCGCGCGCCGCAGGCCGCUGGAGGUUAGAGAGGAGUGGGGGGUGUAUUUCAGAUUUUUAAGCAAAGAAAAAAACUUUUUUAAGACAAACCCAAUUUUUCUCCCCCUUACCCUCUACAGCCCCCUGCUGCAGAGCCUUUCAACCUCAUUCCUGCGGAGGCUGCUUUGGGGAGCGAUUGGGGAUUUUCUCCCACACAGCCUCUGCUGUUGAGACCGGCUCGGGCUGCGGGCUUUUUCCAGUCUCCGCCCACUCUGAGUGCACCUGGCGCGGCUCUUUUUCCCCCCAACCUGUUGCACGCUUUUAAUCUUUGCAACUAAGACUCCCUCACAGCCACCUCAACUCUCCCCCACCUCUCGCUGCAUUUGGCGAGUGUCUGGGUAAGGACACCUGCUUUUACCUGCCAGAGACAAAAAGAAUUAAUAAAUCUCCGGGAACCCUCCCUCUCGGGCCCCUUAACUCCCCUGCACUCUCGCUCUCCUGCCCCGCCCCGAGGUAAAGCGCGAGAAGAUGGUGCUCACCGCAGUCCUCCUGCUUCUGGCCGCCUGCGCGGGGCCGGCCCAGAGCCUGGGCUCCUUCGUGCACUGCGAGCCCUGCGAUGAGAAAGCCCUCUCCAUGUGCCCCCCCAGCCCGCUGGGCUGCGAGCUGGUGAAGGAGCCAGGCUGCGGCUGCUGCAUGACCUGCGCCCUGGCCGAGGGGCAGUCGUGCGGCGUCUACACCGAGCGCUGCGCGCUGGGGUUGCGCUGCCUCCCCCGGCAAGAUGAGGAGAAGCCGCUGCACGCCCUGCUGCACGGCCGCGGCGUUUGCCUCAACGAGAAGACCUACCGCGAGCAAGUCAAAAUCGAGAGAGACUCCCGUGAGCACGAGGAACCCACCACCUCCGAGGUGACUGAAGAGACCUACGCCCCCAAAGUCUUCCGGCCCAAGCAAAGCCGCAUCUCCGAGCUGAAGGCCGAGGCCGUGAAGAAGGACCGCAGAAAGAAGCUGACCCAAUCCAAGAUCGUGGGCGGAGCCGAGAACACUGCCCACCCCCGGGUCAACGCGGCGACUGAGGCCAGACAAGAAUCGGAGCAGGGUCCCUGCCGCAGGCACAUGGAGGCUUCACUGCAGGAGCUCAAAGCCAGCCCACGCAUGGUGCCCCGGGCCGUGUACCUGCCCAACUGUGACCGCAAAGGAUUCUACAAGAGAAAGCAGUGCAAACCUUCCCGUGGCCGCAAACGUGGCAUCUGCUGGUGCGUGGACAAGUAUGGGAUGAAGCUGCCGGGCAUGGAGUACGUGGACGGCGAUUUUCAGUGCCACGCCUUCGACAGCAGCAACACUGAGUGAUGCGACCCUUCCCCAUCCUCCCCUCGCCCCCCACCCCUAGCCCCCCACUCCAGCCAGCGCCUCCCUCCACCCCUGGACGCCACUCAUUUCAUCUCAUUUAAGGGAAACACACACACACAUACACACAUACAUGUAUAUAUUCGAGGAAACUAAGGGCCUCGGAAUCUCCAGUAAGGGCUCAACUUUGAAAAGGGCAAAACAGCGGAGAUGCCAGAAGCUAAAGAGACCUCCUCUUGGGCAGGGCUUUCUUGCUCAGGCAAGUUGAAAGAGUAGCGAAGGACAGAGGAAAGAAUCAGAGAAAGAGAUGGGAGGAAAGCUUCGGUGUAGGACAGAAGGGAAGAGGGGACCGAGUGACCGGAAGGAAGACAGGGACGUGGUGGGCACCAAGAAAGGAAGGCCACGGGGCCAGGGCUGGGGCUGCUUUAGCAUCGCCCAGCCCUGGCCUGGGGUUGGGGAGAGGUCAGAUGGCAAAAGGCAUGGCCUGAAGUGUGGCUUCGAUGGAGUUUUCCCAGUUCAGAUUGGACAGGAAGACAAGGAGAGACUGCAGGGGUUGUUGCCUCUGCUGGAUCAGUCUCCUUUUCCAGCCAGCAAAUGUGGACGGCCCCCACCCCACCCCACCCCACCCCACCCGGUCCGUGCAUCCUGCCCUCCUACACCCUGUAUCCCCCAAAUGUAUGCAAAAGCAUUCCAUUCCUCUGCAGAGAAAAUGGAUUCCCCAUGGAGUGAUCUUAGAUAGGUCUCCCCAGAGCAGAUCCGUAAAGAUGAAAUCCAUAUGCCCAUUUCACAGAUGCAUAGAAGUCAGUUUCUACCCGGUAUUGGAAAGACUGGUUCUUGCAGAGGGACUGGAAGGCCUGCUGAACCCUGUGGCUUCAGCCCCUCAUGCAUUCAUUUCUCAACUCACGCAGCACCCUCUGUGGAGGAGGACGGGCUGAAAGACAGUGGGCUUGUACUAUCUACAAGGCUCCAUAUAGUCAUAUAUAGGCAUGUAAAUCUAUUCCCUUUUUUUCCUUUCUUUUUUUUUUCUUUGCAUUAAUUUUUUUCAAAGUAGUUCCUUUGGGAGCAUUGAGAAGCUUCCUCGUUCUAGGAAAACCAAGAAAACAUAUAUAGUCCAAGUAUAAUAACCCAUCCUUUCCGUUUGCCCUCCCCUAGCCAGGGCUCUCCAGAAGCAGUCAAGCCAGGUCUUGGUGGGGCUUGGUAUUGGAGAGUGGCAUGAUUUCCCACCUGCCUUCAGAUGGACCCAGCCAGCCCCUUGAUGCUGGGCACAUCCCAUUCUAGCCUUCAGACCCUCAAGAGACUGUCCCCUUGGGACACCUGGACACCCGACCAAUUGAGCCCAAUAGAGGUCCAAGUGGGGUCCUGGGGAAUGUGUCAGCUCUGUCCUUGCCUGAGGACUGAGUGUUUGGAAGGCCUCGCU
Ochotona princeps (American pika) is the source of this 3037-nucleotide messenger RNA. It is a transcript of the gene IGFBP5, whose product is annotated as insulin like growth factor binding protein 5. NCBI's taxonomy places the organism in Eukaryota, Metazoa, Chordata, Mammalia, Lagomorpha, Ochotonidae. The coding region runs from base 808 to 1623 and encodes 271 amino acids. The transcript is spliced from 4 exons. The record is from RefSeq and is a predicted model, not a curated record. Gene Ontology annotation, molecular function: fibronectin binding; insulin-like growth factor II binding; insulin-like growth factor I binding. Gene Ontology annotation, biological process: regulation of insulin-like growth factor receptor signaling pathway. Gene Ontology annotation, cellular component: extracellular region.